CUGAGACUACCCAGAGAGAGGAGAGCUCUGAAGGUCCGGGGAAAAAAGGGAUACAAAAAAUAAUGAUAAAUGGUAUGCAGGACUAAAACAAACGCUUUCCAGGGACCCGGUUAUAGAGAAGAACUGGGAAUAAAUACGAAUCUAGACUCAGGGUUGUUCUGCACAUGGGGGAAGUCUUUUUCUGAGAGGUUUUGGCUGUUGCAUUAAUAUUUCAGUGGGCAGCUUAGACUAACUGUGCCGUAUAGUGUGCAAGAGUGUCAGCACCGUACAACACAACGGACCCGAAGGCGACAUUCUGCUACGUAGUGGACGCCACUACUUGAUUGUAACUUCAUGGCCGCUUGGACUACACAAUCCUAGGACCUUGGGUUACCUCUAGGACGGAGUCAUGGAGGUUGUGGAUGAGACUGAGGCUUUACAACGCUUUUUUGAAGGACAUGAUAUCAGUGGAGCUUUGGAAACCUCGAAUAUUGACACCAGCAUUCUAGAGGAUUAUAUCAGCAAAGAAGACUCGUCCGAAAUCUGUUUCCCAGACAUUUCUGGCUCUGCAGGUUAUGCCAAUCCUCAGGCUUGUGGUCCUUCCGGCGUAAAUCUACCCAUUAUCACCAGCAUAAGCCAUGCUCCCAGUACCAGCUCCGGUGGGGUUCUCCAUAUGGGUCAGCAGAUGGCAGUACGGCCCAGUAUGGGGGCAAACUGUGGAGGACCCCCAUUUCAGUCACACCUCAACUGCAACAACAACAAUGCCAUGCUAAACCCCAAAGGAUACCCCGGGAACAUGUGCAUGAGUGGCCCAGGUCUCCCCAUCAAAGCAGAGCCCAAAACCAGUUACGCUGCCGGCACUUUACCUGACUCUCCCCCGGACUCCGGAUCAGAGGCGUACUCCCCCCAGCAGCUGAAUGACCCUCACUUAUUGCGCACUAUGACCCCUGAAAACAUGUGUCACAUCACCCCACCUUCUCGUCUCGAACACCCAUCUCACCUGCAGGGUCCACCUCCUCCACACCCAGUGCACCAGCAGCACUAUCCCAACAUGCAGCGUGAGCUGUACCUGAAGGUGGAGUCUAUGAUGCCCCAGUACCCACCCCUUGGGCCUGGAAUGCCCCCUACAGACCUACACCAUGCCCAGCAGUCUCAGAUGCUUCAUCAACUUCUCCAACAGCAGCAUGGGACAGAACUUCCAGUUCAUCCUACAAAGAAGAGGAAACACUCAGACUCUCCAACCAACACCCUGAGGGACCAGAUACCCAAUGGAGGCAUGGUGAAACAGGAGCCGGGUCUAAUGCAGGACACUGACAGUCUGAAUGGCUCAUACCUAGAUCCCAAUUACCAGUCUAUAAAAUGGCAACCGCACCAGCAGAACAAGUGGGUCACCCUGUACGACAGCAACUACAAGGAACUCCCAAUGCCCACAUACAAAGUGGAUGCAGACAAAGGGUUCAACUUCUCUGUGGGAGAUGAUUCCUUCGUUUGCCAAAAGAAAAACCACUUCCAAGUUACCGUGUACAUUGGCAUGAUCGGGGAGCCCAAAUAUGUCAAAACCCCAGAGGGCAUCGUACCCUUGGAGUGCUUCUUCUUGAAACUGAACGGUGUGAAGUUGGAAGCCAUCAAUCAGAGCAUUAGUAUCGAACAGUCACAGUCUGACCGCAGCAAACGGCCAUUUCACCCCGUAACGCUGUCUCUUCCCCCGGACCAAGUGACUAAAGUGACAGUUGGACGGCUACAUUUCAGCGAGACCACUGCUAAUAACAUGAGAAAGAAAGGAAAACCCAACCCAGAUCAAAGGUAUUUCCUCCUGGUGGUAGCACUCCAAGUUCAGGCUCAGAAUCAAACAUACCUGGUGACAGCACAGUGCUCUGAGCGCAUCAUUGUCAGGAUGAGUUCCCCACAGGCUUCCAACCCAGGACAGUUUGAAAGUGACAAUGAGGUCCUGUGGCAACGUGGACAGCUCCCAGACACGGUUUUUCAUCAUGGACGAAUUGGCAUCAACACAGAGCGACCAGAUGAAGCACUUGUGGUACAUGGAAACGUCAAGAUUAUGGGUUCACUUAUGCACCCAUCUGAUAUCCGAGCCAAAGAGAGCAUUGAGGAGGUGGACACCACAGAGCAGUUGAAACGAAUUUCUCAGAUGCGGCUUGUUCAUUAUCAUUACAAACCUGAGUUUGCUAGCACAGUAGGACUCGAUAACGCUGAAGAAACAGGUGUGAUUGCUCAGGAAGUUCAAGAAAUACUUCCUGAGGCUGUCAAAGAGAGUGGAGAUGUUGUGUGUGCAAAUGGGGAAACCAUUGAGAACUUCCUUGUAGUGAACAAGGAGCGUAUCUUCAUGGAGAAUGUGGGUGCAGUGAAGGAGCUCUGUAAAUUAACAGACAACCUAGAGACUCGGAUCGACGAGCUGGAGAGAUGGAGCCGUAAACUGGCCAAACUCCGGAGGCUAGACAGUAUGAAGAGCACCAACAGUCACUCGGGCAGUCAGUUCAGCCGUGCAGGAAGUGUCCCUAUGAAACAACGACCUCCUAAAAUCAUCGGCAAGACUACCUCAGCCCCAGCUGAACAGAGCUGUGUCAGUCAACGUUUCCUGCAGGCCACCAUCAUCGCGCUGGUUAUUAUCAUGGCUUUCAGUGUUAUCUCCAUGACCACACUGUAUGUGUUGAACCUACGAAGUGAAGAUGAACUUCUUGAUAUGGAGGGUGCUCUCACUCCGUCUGGAACCUGCAUUCCGAUUUUCUUCCAGCAGAUCCGCCUUACACUGCCUUUUGCUCUGUGCACACGGCCAAGUCAGAACUUUGACACAACACAGCUGAAAGGCUCUACCCUUUUGCCAUCAGAAACCACGAAACGCACAGGUUGGCUAGGAGAUCCUGAUCCUUCUGUUACCAUAAACCUUUGCAUAAAUCCUCCUUGCGCGGCUGUUUGCUGCACGCAUUUCUACACGUCUGCCUCUCCCAGCGUCUCUUCUGAGAUCCCUGCAUCUCCCACAGAAAUCCUCUCCGCGACAGUCAAUGCACCAUCUGCGACUGUCAGGAAGGCAAAGUCACGCUACCUGGACAAAAACCGCAACUUCUUGGAUAGUCCUCCUCGCCCGGUCAGUCCUCCGCCUCCCUAUACACAAGGCAAAACAAAACACAGUCCCAACAGCCUGCCUGGCAAGGAUUACCGUGGCAAGCGAAGUAUUGAAAAGGACACAACCUACAGUCCCACUGUGAACAGCACACAGGACAAUGAGUAUCGUCCCUCGCUAUCCUCCAUCCGUGUUCUGGAGACAGGGACUGUAAUCACUAAUCACUCAUGUACCUCCCCAGACACUUGCAGGUCAAGCAAUUAUUCCUUUUCGCUUCCUCUCAGCAAGUACAGCCCGCUUACUGGAAACAUGACGCUGGAACUCAACUCGUCCGUUCCUGUGUCCGUGAACUUGUGUGAAACAUCCAUGGGUCAGGACUGUCCAGAAGCUCCAGAACUUACAUAUUCCAGAAACCAGAGCUGCCCUCAGGUGUCUGGAAACUGUGUCCCAGCUGCUCCCUCCUCAUCUCAUUUGUGGUCUCUGCAACUCUUUCCUUCCCAGGAAUUUACUUUUCACCUGCAGUUGUCUCCUCCGGGUUCAUCUGGAUGUCAUGAUCUGUCUGUACAUUCAUCGCAAAUAACAGACUAUUACUUCCAUUUCUACCGACUCUGUGAUUGAAAACUGGAGGAGCAGCCAUGAACUCGCAAAUUUUGACCAUGUUCCCUCCUUGGAUACAUAAAGUGUCCUUCCCUGACUUCCCCAGACUGCGGGCAGCCACGGGGUCACCACACUUCUCACUGGAUGUACAACACUGGAAAUAAUCUGGGGCUCACUGGAAACCAGAGGGGACACACUGGAGAUUGAGGAGAUUCCUCAAGAGGCAAGGCAUGGGAAAAUCCUCUCGUCCAAUAUUGGGGGACCAAGAACUAUGAAUGGAUGCAUCCUACUCUUCAUUCAGUUGAUUUUCUGUAUGUUUAUUAUUGUGAUUCUGUUACAAACCUUUCUCAUGCAUACCUCUCCCUACUUUUCUUGUUUAAUCUACCCUACAUUUUGGGGAAGGGUACCACCUUCCGUCACUUCCACCCAUUGCCUGAAAGAGCUAUCGUUUAACAGUCUGAACAAUUGCCACUAAGCAAGAGGCAGCAAAAACCAAGAUGAGUUACUGAAAUAUUUGGACGGAUUUUGUUUUAUCAUAUUUUAUGUGAACUUUUUGUUUUUCUUCUUGUCUCAAAUCUGUGUAUUUAAUUAUCUAACCACUGAAGUGCACUUAAUCUUAACAUGGCAGUAAGGACCAAAAUCUCCCCCCUUCCUCCUGAGGGGAGGAUGCAAUAUAGUAAGGGGUGGAGGUGCACACCAAAGACUCCCAGAGAACACUCAGUGUGCCAAUGCCAUGCAAACAGACAAAGUCAUAAGAAUAAGUGACUUAUAAAGGACCCAAGUAUUGGACCCCAAAGUUGUCUUUUUUUGUUUCUAUUCUUAAAAUGUUGAAAUCUUGUAAAUAAAAUGUUUUUUUUCCCUACAGUAAUUAAAGCCACUAAUUGCCUUAAUAGUGAUGUCACUAGGCAUCAUCGUAACAUUUUAGCCCAUAUAUUCCAAAAAACAAGAUUCAGAGGUGUUCUGCGUGACCCUCUGCAGCUAGUGAAGGGUUCAACUGCCUUUGUCUUUAUCUCAAAAUAUUUUAAAUGUUUUUUUGUUUUUUUUUGUGGAAUCUCAGAUUUGUAUUUAUAUUUUUACCUGCUACAGCUGCACUGUUCCCGCCUCCAUGUACCCAAUUCUCUGGGACUGGAUAAUCCUUUGUGCCUAUA
Pelobates fuscus (common spadefoot toad) is the source of this 4800-nucleotide messenger RNA. RefSeq names its product myelin regulatory factor (gene MYRF). The coding region runs from base 389 to 3673 and encodes 1094 amino acids. Gene Ontology annotation, biological process: positive regulation of DNA-templated transcription; protein autoprocessing; central nervous system myelin maintenance. The transcript has 27 exons. Gene Ontology annotation, molecular function: sequence-specific DNA binding; DNA-binding transcription factor activity. NCBI's taxonomy places the organism in Eukaryota, Metazoa, Chordata, Amphibia, Anura, Pelobatidae. The record is from RefSeq and is a predicted model, not a curated record. Gene Ontology annotation, cellular component: endoplasmic reticulum membrane; nucleus.